Molecule: messenger RNA, 315 nt
Organism: Ostertagia ostertagi
Lineage: Eukaryota; Metazoa; Nematoda; Chromadorea; Rhabditida; Trichostrongylidae
Source: the annotation of a GenBank genome assembly
AUGGGUGUAUUUCGACUACAAUAUCUCACAACAGUUUUCUCUGAACAAGUAAUGUCUGGUUUCGUCGUCGGUGGUGGUGUACACGUGUUUUUUGCACAGAUAGGCGAUGUACUCGGAAUGAAGUUGCCAAGAAGAAGUGGUCCUGGCUAUUUGUAUUAUAGGAUAUGUGAUCUUAUUGAGAAUAUUGGCAAUAUACAUUAUCCUACUCUGGCUAUUUCCUUAUCAUCACUGACAUUUUUGAUCUUUGGCAAAGAAUUCAUCUCACCAUGGUUGAGCACAGCAUUUCACUUUCCAAUUCCAUUUGAUUUAGUUCUG